CCUGGCCUGGAUUUGACUUUGACAUUUGAUCAUAUGAUCUAUUAUCCUAAUUUGAAUAUACAUAUAUAUUUAAUUAUUUUAAAGACAUGGGUGAACAAUCAAUUCCUCCAAAUGAAAAUGGAUUUGCAGAAGAACAGCAGAUUAAUGGUGAUGUAGAAAUGAAUUCGGAAGAAGAGGAUAGUGACACAUUUGAAGAGGAUAUGACUCCUGAAGAAUUUGAACAGUUGGAUAGUCAGUUGGAUGCCUUAAAUUCUGCACUAGAUGAUAUUGAACAAAAGAAUGAUAACAUCCAUGCUCAACUAUUGCAAUUAUUACAUGCCAAUCGAGAGAUUCGUCAGCAAUUACAGGAAUCAAAUUUGACACCUAAACCAAACGUAAAUGUACCAAAAGAGUAGAUGAAUAGUUGGAAUAUACAUUCCUUAUACAUUUAAACAUUAUAGGAAGUCGUUUGUUAAUAGUUCCUUUAGUGUAAAUAGUGUAGGCAUAAUUUGUGAUUUUAAAUAAUGUGAGAGUCAUAUUACAAGUGUUUUAUUUUGCUAUAAA
Messenger RNA from Anoplophora glabripennis (Asian longhorned beetle), 543 nucleotides. Its product is annotated as UPF0184 protein AAEL002161. The transcript has 2 exons. Lineage: Eukaryota; Metazoa; Arthropoda; Insecta; Coleoptera; Cerambycidae. Bases 87 to 395 code for a protein of 102 amino acids. The record is from RefSeq and is a predicted model, not a curated record.